Ilex paraguariensis (yerba mate) is the source of this 1681-nucleotide messenger RNA. Lineage: Eukaryota; Viridiplantae; Streptophyta; Magnoliopsida; Aquifoliales; Aquifoliaceae. The record is from the annotation of a GenBank genome assembly.
AUGGAACUUCCAUCGUUGUUUCAUGUUCUAUUUGUGCUUCAAUUGUGUUUAUGUACUCUUGUGGUGUCAUGUAAUCUCACUAAUUUCAUAGCUCUGAAAGGAAGUUCACUUCCAUCUUCAUUUCCAAACAACUUCCUAUUUGGAACUGCCUCCUCUUCUUAUCAGUUUGAAGGAGCUUUCUUGAGUGAUGGGAAAGGACUCAGUAACUGGGAUGUUUUCUCUCACCAACCUGGUAAUAUCGUGGAUGGAACUAAUGGAGAUGUAGCUGUUGAUCAUUACCAUCGCUAUCCGAAAGACCCUGCGAGUUCAUCAAAGGUCCUUGUUGUUGCAUGUCCAUUGUCCGCCCAAAUGAAUGAAACCUUUCAGUAUCGGAACACGACGGAGGAUAUUGAUCUGAUGGAAUAUGUUGGGGUGGACAGUUAUCGUUUCUCUAUAUCCUGGGCAAGAAUUCUACCUAGGAUCCAACCAAUUGUCACAUUGACUCAUUAUGACAUCCCUCAAGAACUUGAAGAUAGAUAUGGAGCUUGGCUAAGUACCAAAGUGCAGGAGGAUUUCAAAUACUAUGCAGAUAUAUGUUUCAGAAACUUUGGGGACAGAGUUAAGUACUGGAUCACCUUCAAUGAGCCAAAUGUUGUAGCCAUUCGCGGUUACAGGUCAGGGAUUUACCCACCCUCUCAUUGCUCAGGAUCAUUUGGGAAUUGCAGCACUGGGGAUUCAGAGAGAGAGCCUUUCAUUGCUGCACAUAAUAUCAUCCUCUCCCAUGCAGCUGCUGUCAAAAUUUACAGAACUAGAUAUCAGGAUAAACAAAGAGGUAUAAUUGGAAUUGCUAUGAAUGCCAUAUGGUUUGAACCAAUCAGCAAUUCAUCAGAAGACGAGUUGGCAGCUGAGAGAGCUCAAUCUUUCUACAUGAAUUGGUUCUUAGAUCCUGUUAUAUUCGGGAAAUAUCCUGCAGAAAUGCAAGAUAUUCUAGGAAAUCUAUUGCCUGUCUUCUCGAAAAGUGAUCUGGAGAUGCUAAAGAGUGGAGUAGAUUUUAUCGGCAUCAACCAGUAUACUAGUUUCUAUGUGAAAGACUGCAUAUACUCUGUUUGCGAACAAGGACCAGGAGUUACUAAGACGGAGGGUUAUUAUCUCCGGACUGCAUCAAAGGAUGGUGUUCUAAUUGGAGAACCUACCGCAGUGGACUGGCUAUACAUUUACCCUCAAGGAAUGGAGAAGGAGGUGACAUACAUUAAGGCAAGGUUUCACAAUACACCAAUGUUCAUUACAGAAAAUGGUUUUGGUGAGUUCAAUGAUCCCAAUUCAACUGCCACAGUUUUCCUCAAUGAUGUCAAAAGAGUGGAGUACAUGAACAACUACUUGGAUGCUCUGGCAACAGCAAUAAGGAAUGGAGCAGAUGUGAGAGGAUAUUUCGCCUGGUCCUUGCUUGACAAUUUUGAGUGGGUAUCUGGAUAUACGACAAGGUUUGGGAUUCACCAUGUUGAUUAUGCGAACCUCAAGAGAACUCCAAAAUUAUCUGCAAAUUGGUAUAAGCAGUUCGUUUUGAACUAUAAGGCUCACAAAGUCAUAGUGCCUGAGAGGAAUCAAGAAGUCAAAUAAACAGAACUUUUUCAAGCACUCUGAUCUUUCUACGAAGUUGAAAUUCUGUGUGGUGUAAAAAGUGAUACCAAGCGAGGUACACCUG